Nicrophorus vespilloides is the source of this 4681-nucleotide messenger RNA. It is a transcript of the gene baz, whose product is annotated as partitioning defective 3 homolog. The coding region runs from base 141 to 4517 and encodes 1458 amino acids. Gene Ontology annotation, molecular function: protein binding; phosphatidylinositol binding. Gene Ontology annotation, cellular component: adherens junction; apical junction complex; cell cortex. NCBI's taxonomy places the organism in Eukaryota, Metazoa, Arthropoda, Insecta, Coleoptera, Silphidae. The transcript is spliced from 19 exons. The record is from RefSeq and is a predicted model, not a curated record. Gene Ontology annotation, biological process: establishment of centrosome localization; establishment of cell polarity; cell adhesion.
AAAAAAGACUUUUGCGCAAAAAUGUGAUAUUAUCUCGACAAAGUUCUGUUUUCUCUUCAUCGUACUGCCAUUAUUCUUCGUAUUCCCAUGUUCGUUUCGUGAUUGCGCGAAGCCGUAGGAGAAUCGCGAAGUGAUAUGAUAUGUUUGACAAUUGCCAUACAUCGUACGUGGGACCAAAGUGUUCGGAGGUGGCCGAGAAGCUGGUGCAGAUCUUCGGAUGGCGGCACACUUAUAACGUCGAGAAGCUGCAGAGGAAUGUCCCGGGACGGGACACCACUCGCAUCUCGAUCACCAGACCCACCUACAUUAAAGCCACAAUCAACGAAAAGGGUCCCGAGUCAUGGCUUGCAGUUCACAAUCUGCAAUCGCAGGGUGGAGGAAUCUUGGACCCGGACGAUCGGCUCAGCGAUGUCGUUGAUGAUCGUGAGCAGAUUUUGGCCUCGUUCGAGGAUGGCGAAGGAGCCCAUCAUCACGGGGGCGGAGAUGGAGCGAGCGGCAGCUCGGUAGGAACCGGAAGCCCCGACAUCUUUCACGAUGGCGAACACAAGUACGGCCCUGGGUACUCGAGGACCGACAUCGAGGUAACAGGAGAGCAUCUGGCCAACGGCGUGGGUGGCGCUCUUCAAGUGAGAAGAGGAAGCGAACCCGCUUUGAACCAGCUUCCGGUGGGUCCUCCGGCGCCCACGGAACACACGAAGAGAUGGAGCGCCGCUCCGUUGAUACUCGAACCACCGAUCACCGGGUACCUCAACAUCAGCACGGAUUGGGCUGACGAUUCCCGUGAGGAAGAGGAGGAUGAAAGACCUGGGACUAGAGGGAUAGCGCGAGACGGAAGCAACAGACUGAGCAUGCAAUUCCUUGGAGAUGGGGGCGGAUACAAAUGGGCUGAAGCAGCGGAGCGCGCAGCUAACGCUAGGAACCAUACCAGCACUUCACUUCCAAGAGAACAAAAGCGGAAAGAACCAUUGGGCCAAGCUAACAAUUCAUCAAGUCCGAUUUCCACGCUGGAAAAGAACGACAGAGGUGAAUUGAUCGUGAUCAGGAACGAACCGGGACCUUUGGGCAUCCACGUGGUCCCCGAUUACGAUCGCCAAGGUAAAGACAGAGGACUCUCCGUGCAAGGUAUAGAACCAGGCGGUCGUAUCGACAGGGAUGGAAGACUUGCUAUUUUCGAUCGCAUCAUCGAAAUUAACAGUCAAAAUCUCAUCAACAUGCCAUUCCCAAGGGUGCAAGAAAUGUUUAAACUCUCUUUGACAUCACCGGAGCUUCGCCUGAGAGUUAUCAAAGCCACAGGCAUCGAUAAUCUGAUGAAGCCUCCACCACCCAUUUAUCCGCGCCUCAUGGAAGACAAGGAGAAUAUUGAAAAAUUAGUCGAAUGCGAACAAAAACAAAGUACAAAUACCAAAGUGGCGACGGUGUCUCCGACCAAGAAGAUCCCGUCCGUGCCGAAGAAUUUGAAAUCUCUUCUUUCUGCAAACACGAGAAAGAUCGGUCGCAAGAUCGAAUUGGAGCUCACCAAAGGGCCGCACGGUUUGGGCUUCAGUAUCACGACCAGGGACAACCCUGCUGGCGGGAAUUGCCCCAUCUACAUUAAGAAUAUCAUUCCGAAGGGUGCUGCUGUUGAAGAUGGAAGACUGAAAAUUGGGGACCGACUUCUGGAGGUGAACGGCGUAGAGAUGACGGGAAAGAGUCAAUCGGAAGCGGUUUCCGUUCUUCGCAACGCGCCGACAGGAAGUAAAGUCAGGAUAGUGGUUUCCCGGCAGGAGGAUGUCCCAGAUAAUUCGCUACCUCGAGUGAUUGGCGUUGAUCCAAUAGUCGAGAAGAGCGAGAGCAGGGAGGAUGGCUCCAAAGAGGAGAACACACCCCCGACGAUACCUCCGUUACCACAAAAUCAUCAGCGCCAGCAGAGCCUAGACAAGGCAAGCAACGUCGCCAAAAUCAUUUCACAAUUCCAAGAGGCCGCGAAUAUCUCGACUCCGGCGGAUAAAUCUGAUGAUAGUUUAUCGUUGCCAUGGAAGCACAAGGAUUUGCGAACGUUCAACAUCCCCGUUCACGACUCGGAGAAGGCCGGUCUGGGGAUCAGCGUGAAAGGUAAGACGAGCGGCUCCCAAGACUUGGGCAUCUUCAUUAAGACGGUCAUUUACGGAGGGGCAGCUUCGAGAGACAAUAGACUGAGGACAAACGAUCAGCUUCUCAACGUCAACGGCAUUUCGCUGCUUCACCAGAGCAACAGCGAUGCCAUGGAAACGUUGAGGAAAGCCAUGUGCCACACCGAAGGGCCUGUCCCUGGCAACAUCACUCUGACUAUCGCCAGAAGGGCACCAAGUCCUGGCCUCAACAGGAGCUACAGGAAUCGCAGCAUGGACAGCAGCCUCCUCAACUCCACAGCUGACACGGAUUCCGAUCCAUCACUUAACGAUCAUUCAGGAGGAUCAACGAACACAGUGAUCUUCAAUCCGCACAAAUCACCGCACGACUCCAGCAAAAGCUCUUCUUUCAAUCAGAGUAUCGGAAGCCCGAUGAACACCUGGAACCCGGUAUUGGAUCGGCUGAUGGGCAACAAUAACAAGCAGUUGCGUAACGAGAGCUACUACAAGGCAACGAACGAUACUUGGAACCAGAGCAUCUAUUCACCGAACAUUUCCGGAGGAGCAAACAUCAUGAGCACGACGGUGAAUCUUCCCACAGGAGAACCGGUCCUCAUCGAAGACGAGUACGGCUCUAGAGUCAUGCAACACAAUCGUCCAAAAAAUCAUCACUCUCCCAAUAUCAGCAGCCAUUUGAUGAUUCAGAAAUCCUCAAGUCAAGUUCAAGAGAACCGCAAGGAUCACGAACCCGAUGGCAAAGCAAGUCUGAACGAUAAAACCAUGGAUUCUUCACAAAACAGUCAAGUGGUCUGCACCGAUGUAACAUACGCAAGUCAACUAUCAUUAGAAAACCCUGCAGACUUCUGCAGGGACGCGUUCGGAAGACAGAGCAUGUCAGAGAAGAGACACACAACCUUGGAUCCGAAGAACACAGACACCUACCAAAGGACGAAGAAGAUUCGCGAGGAACGCGAUAAGAUUCGUAAAGAAACUAAUCUUGUGCGAGUCGGAUCUGUGGAGUCUGUAAUCAGUGUUAAUAGGUCAUCAGAGCAUCCAGAAUAUGCGGACAAGUUGGGGCAACUGGGACCAUCUUUGGGAAUGAAGAAAUCUUCCAGUUUGGAAUCACUGCAAACUAUGGUUCAAGAGAUUCAAAUGCAAGAAGAAGGUGAUCCAGCUUACAGUUACCGCGGACCCUCCGGAGCGCUUAAAGUCAUAAGAGGUCGAGGAUGCGAGGAAAGCUUCAGAGCAGCUGUGGACAAAGAUUACAACAAGCACAUCGUUGAUCCCAAUCAUCGUAGCGAAAUCAGUGCAAAGAAACAUUGGUUGUUGGAUCCUCCGGUGGAUUACGAAAAGGACGGAGAAGGUUUCAACAAUGUUCGAGGAGGUCCAAGACAAUCCUCGCUAAAUGCAGCCAUCGACUCAAAACACAAAGCAGCAAAGAAGAAACCAUCAAUUUUCAAAGGAAUUGGUUCGAUGUUCAGAUUUGGUAAACACAGGAAGAUCGAUUUUCCGAUCGAGACUCAACACUACCAGUCGAACAACGAGUUUGAUAAUGUGGAUAACUACGCUAAUAAACCUGUGACAACUACUGAAGCUGAAGCCCCUAAGAACGAGAAUAUGGUGCAAGCUCAAGGCGGUGGUCAGGAGAGCGCGCAGACCCAACCGCAGCAGCAGCAGCAAGGAGCGCACAGGGAGCCGAUUUACCAAAGACACGGCUUCAUGCAUCAUCACGCUGAACAGGUGCAGGUGAUUCCUGAAAAUGCGACCAUCCAACCGGUCAGAUACAGGAAUAACCACGAACCCUCAAACCACGGAAGAAGUAACCUGAUGAAAGCGCACGAACAAAGGAUGGCCAGAAACUCUUACUACCCACCAUCAUCUGAAGAACGAGAGCCCCACUACGAACAACUGCCCAGACAGCAGCAGCAGCAAACGAGGGUUGUUGCUGAGCAGAACGGGAAUUACGGAGAAUAUGGGCGGCCCGGAAGUCGAUCAGGAAUAACAGAAUCCGUACCGUUCACACAUUACGUGAAUUACAAUGAACUCCAGACGCAUCUCAGUCGCUCCGAUCAACUGUCUGAUUCUCAGAUAGUGCAGAUGCGCCUUCAGGUGCAGCAGCAGAGGUUAAAGGUGGAGGAAGAAAGCCGAAAGCAGCAUCAGUACCAUUCCCAGAGGCAGCCCAGACAGGACAACCAGCUGAGACCCGUAUCAAAUUUCUACGAAUACGAGAGCGUGCAGUCUCUGCUGAACACGCGAGGACGAAAUCUCUACCAGGAUAACAACAACGCCAUGGGUAGACAACAGCAGCAACCAAGGCAACAUCAGAAUGCUAAGCAACAGCACCAUCAACAACGAGGUCCCUUCGUUACGCAAGUAACCAUAGGCGACGGUUCCCAACAGCAGCAGCAGCAGAACGGAACCAAAGUUUGAAACCGAGUCCAUUCCAUUGAAAGUAUUAUAAAAUGUUUAUAAAUAUAUGGCUUUAUAUGUGUAUUGUUUGCGUUACAAAGCUUCACGAGGAAGAAACGUAAAAAGCUUGUGAUUCAAAUGAUUAUUUUUUUUUAAUUUCCCCCAUUAUUUUGUUCUUGUAAUAU